UGUGGAACCCUCGCGGUGGAAGUGGAACGAAUAUAAAUAAAAACUAUCUGAUAUAUAAAUUACAACAAGUGACAGUUUUGGAAAAGCAGGCCAGAAAUUAUGCCCAAUAUUGUGGCAUUGAAGCUGAGCGGUGCCCGAAGUCCUGGGACUGGGACUGGGGCUGGGACUGGUGCUGGGGGCAAUAACGGUAGUCUGGUGCUGGUGGCCUUGGAUCAAUUGGCGCUGCAGCAACAAAUCAAUGCAAAUUUCAUUUUCCAUGCAAUUUCCAACUACAAGAAGACCCCGUUCGAGCGUAAAACGCUGGACUUUAUUGCCAAAAAGUGGCUGCACUUGCAGUUGCUGUGGCGAGAGUUCCGGCUGAGGGAUAAGCAAAUACGACGCGUCGGUCACAAGGAUUCGCACUGCCAGGAGCAUGGCUACUUUCAGCAGGAGCUCUUCGAGCUGGUCCACGACAAAUAUAUGGCGGCCAGGGGCUGUCUCAGUCGUGACAAAAGGAAUCUGCUUGCCCGAGCCCGAGCCCCCGCCCCCCUAGUGUUUGCUCAGCCAACGAAAUGAGGGGGCGGGACGGGGAUGGCGAAAAUGUGGGACUGAGCCCCACAAAAAAUAAACCAAAACCCAAGCAGAAAAAUAAGCAAAGCAGAGCAGAGCAGAGCAGAGCAGAGCAGUGCUGGAGAGAGCAAUAUGUACGUGUGAAAAUAAGUCUUUCCCCGUCCGAGUC
Messenger RNA from Drosophila pseudoobscura, 718 nucleotides. RefSeq lists its product as uncharacterized. The transcript has a single exon. Lineage: Eukaryota; Metazoa; Arthropoda; Insecta; Diptera; Drosophilidae. Bases 100 to 555 code for a protein of 151 amino acids. The record is from RefSeq and is a predicted model, not a curated record.